Molecule: messenger RNA, 2103 nt
Organism: Kuraishia capsulata CBS 1993
Lineage: Eukaryota; Fungi; Ascomycota; Pichiomycetes; Pichiales; Pichiaceae
Exons: 2
Coding region: 1-2103 (700 amino acids)
Biological process (GO): DNA-templated transcription; regulation of DNA-templated transcription
Cellular component (GO): nucleus
Molecular function (GO): DNA-binding transcription factor activity, RNA polymerase II-specific; DNA binding; zinc ion binding
Source: RefSeq, a predicted model, not a curated record
AUGGGGACAGAGAUAGGUAUGCAACAAGAAACUAUAAGCUGUCAGGUUUGCAGGAAGCGAAAGAUCAAGUGUGACCGUCUCGUCGGGGGAUGUUCUCGAUGCGCCACGUUUGGGGAACUAUGUUCGUAUACCAAGGGUGAGACUGGACAAAGCCCCAGAAGAGAUCCCAACGAGCUAAGCCAGGCUGGAUUCGAGAGAAGGAGAGUGUGGAAAUCUUGUGAUGAGUGUAAGAGGUCCAAGUCAAAGUGUACUGGGGGUACAAAGUGCCAAAGAUGUACCAGGCGGAAUUUAGACUGUUCGUUUGGAGUAGCACAAAAUAUCCAGCCUGCGGAUAAUAAAGACGUUGAUUUGAUACCCGCAUGGAUGCGCUCUGAGUGCCUUCCUGAACCCAUUGUGAUAAAAGAAUUAGUUGGCAUUUUUUUUCGGAGGAUACACACAGCGAGAUGUUUGGGCUUCAUUCAUAUACCAACGUUUACUGAGCAAAUGAAAAGUACUAUCGACAACGGAGGAAAGGACAACGCCCUACUGCACAUCAUUUGUGCACUGGCAGCGCCUUUUUACCUUCACGAGGUUUUAGCUCCGGAAGUGACCAAUUCUACUUUAGAUGACCCUCCGCAAUAUUUUAUGGCAGGUGACGGGUGGGCCACUGCUGCACAAACUCUCUUAUUAUCCAGCUUUGGGAGCACAAGCAUCGAAAAACUAAUGGCAGCGGUUUUGCUGCAUGAUUAUUAUCUGAGAGUUGGAAGUCAUGGAUCGGCAUUUUUCAUAUCUGGAUUGAUAACACGCUAUGUUCAAAUUCUCCAACUGAAUAUUGAAUACGACUACGAUAUUCUUUGCGAAGAUGGAAGAGUAUCAUGGGCAAGCAAAGAGAGUAGAAGACGUUUAGCCUGGGCCUGUUUUUUACUAGAUGCAUUCAUUGAGUGUGGCAUAGAUCAGUUGAGAUUUAUGUCAGCUUCAGACAUGAAAAUCCAACUGCCAUGUGCCGAGGAAUUGUUUAUCAAUAAUAUUCCUUGUAUCACAGAGACCCUGAACAAAGGAACCAUUCUACCUUUUUUGCGGACGAAGGUAACUAACGCUGCGGAUAAGCUUGAUGUGAGAGCAUAUUACAUUAGAUGUAUGGUCAUCAGGGCAAAAAUCCUAAGAUAUGUGAAACACUUGGAAAAUGAGAUUCCUUGGGAAGCAAAUUCAACGUUUAAAACUCUUGAAAGUCAACUUAUUGAUCUAGAAGCUUCGUUGCCUCCAUCAUUAAUUAUGAACAAGGAAAACACUUAUCUCCAUCAAGUUUCUGAGACUCUCAAUCAGUUUUAUGGCCUGCAAAUAAUGCUCGCACAGUCUUUCCAUGACUUGCAUAGGGUUGCAGUGCCGCAGCUUGUCUUUCCAAACUCAGCGACACAAAAAAUAAGAGAUAAUGCGCCUAAGAGUUUCAUACAUUCUUGCUACAAGACGUGCACUUCUUCAGCUGUUCGCAUAGCCUGUAUGCUGAAGGACUUGUGGACUUGUGAGAGGAUGGAUUUGAUUGACUUACCUUUCCUGUCUCAUGUCCAGGUUUGCAGUAGAGUGUUGAUCACAUGUUUGACAACGUGGAAUGACUCUGAGCCACUUUUUCCCAUAUAUCCAGAUAGGUUUUAUACCAACCUGCUGGAAUCAAACAGGAAUAUACUAGGAUAUCUUCGGUCGUUCUUGAAAGCAGAUCAAUACUAUGAGUCCGCAACGCUCUCAUUGAAAGUGUGGGAAAAGUAUUUGGAACUAAAGAACUCAAAGCAGUUACAACGAGUUAAUUCCAAUAAAGACUCAUCCGUCAAUCCUCCACAAUUUUCACUCGAGUAUAUUUUGAAUCCGCUGGGAACUUAUCCAAUGGCCCGCCAACGAGCUGCGGAAAAGCAUUCUCCAGAAACUUUACUUUCACCAGUUUCGAAUCUGCAACAACUUCAUGAUCAGCAACAGGCUCCUAUUUCCGAUCCGUUUGACAGGGAAGUGGCCGAAACUGCAAAUGGUUUAAAUAUUGAAGAAUUCAUUGACUAUAGCUCGGUCGGCAACCCUUUUGGAGAUUGGCUUGGCGAGCUAACAAGGUUUGAUGCGGUGGGGUUCCCGAUUGCUAACUAG